Molecule: messenger RNA, 5625 nt
Organism: Indicator indicator
Lineage: Eukaryota; Metazoa; Chordata; Aves; Piciformes; Indicatoridae
Gene: SLX4
Product: SLX4 structure-specific endonuclease subunit
Exons: 15
Coding region: 1-5625 (1874 amino acids)
Biological process (GO): meiotic DNA double-strand break processing; DNA replication; interstrand cross-link repair
Cellular component (GO): nucleus; Slx1-Slx4 complex
Molecular function (GO): DNA binding; enzyme binding
Source: RefSeq, a predicted model, not a curated record
AUGGAUGACCAGGACAAUGAUUUUAAAGAGUUGUGGGCAAAUAUUUUGGGUAGAGCGAAGAAAAAAGCUGGGGAAGCUGAGGCGUCAAAGAAGGCUCAGAACAGGUCAAAAAGCACUUCAGCAAGAGGCAAAUUAAAAAGAGGCAAAGCUGCUGCCAAAAGACAAAACCACCAUCACUUACCAGCAGUGAAGGAAACAAACUUUCCUCGAGAUUUGAGUCCAAAGGAACGAACAUCAGUGCACAAAGAAGGUGGUGAUGCUGUGGCCCACAGUAGUGGUGAGACUGCACAAGGGGAUGGAAGGAGAAGCCCUUUCCCUGCCAGCCAGCUGAGUUCAGGGGCUAGUGAGUGCAGCCAGAGGACUCUGACAGUAAAUACUUUGAGUGGCUCUUCCCAAGCUACCUUGUCCUUCCACCCUGCUACACAGCCAGGGAUCUGCUCUUCACCCACCUCAAAGGUACCAGCACUCGCUGGGUCAAAACUGCGGGUGGCAGAGCUGGUGGUGGAGAGAAUGCAGCAGUUCAAGAGAGCGGCACCUGAGCAGCUAAAACACAACACAGAGGAGAGUUUGGCAAAGCCUGCAGCCAGCAGGGAUUUCCCUGAUGAAAGCCAGGAGCAGAAUACAGCAGAGAGGGAUACCCACUGCCUUCCAUCCGUGGAGCAUGACAGUGCUCUGGCUUUGGCUCUUGAGCAGCAAACCAAAGAGGAAGCCCUGGCAAGCCUGGAGGAUGAAGGCUUGUUUUUCUGUCAGAUUUGCCAGAAGGAUCUCUCAGCCAUGAACACAACCCGACGAGAGCAGCAUGUUAACAGGUGUCUGGACCAGAUGGAAGAAGCACAGAUGUCAUCCUCCAGCAAACCAGUGGUCCCUGAAUGUCCCAUCUGUGGCAAGCAGUUCCAAACCCCCCAGAGCCGACUCAGUCACUUGAAACGCUGUGCUGUCGAGAUGGAGGUUCCUCCUAAGCUACUGCUUCAGGCAGUGCAGCUGCAGGUGUCCACACUUGGUGAUGCACCUCCUCAGUUUCCACACAAUCAGCCGAGCAGGCCAAAGCGAAAGGCUUCCUGCAAAGAGGACUCAAAGACAAUGCAGAAGAAGGCCAAAAUGGAGACUAAAGAUGAAGAUUUGCUGGUUGCUAUGGCAAUGUCACGCUCUCUGGCAGAGCAAGAAAAGCAGGAACAGGCAAAAUCAGUUACAAAUGUGAAACCAGUGGCUGCUUUCCCAAUCAAAUGGAAGCCAGGAUCAGAAAAAAAGCGGCGUAAAAGAGGCCCAGCAGCACCUCCUCCCUUGCUGCUCCAGGACCCGGAGAAGGUGCACAAGAGGAUCCAAGAGCGUGUAGCUAUGCUGCUUGCAGAGGGGGUAGAAUUCCCUCCCACUCCUCAACUUCCCACUAGUAGGAUUUUGGAGAAUGAAUCUGGGAAAGCAUCCUGGCUCCUGCCGCUGUCCGAAACCAAGGAGUGCUUUUUAUGGAAUAUCAGUGCUCUGACAGGACCUCACAGCCCUGAGUCAUUCUACACUGCUGCAUUAACCCCUCCAAUUGUGCCUUGGAAGCCUGUGCAGAAUCAUAAACCAGAGAACCUUCUGCCGUCAGUGGGAUCUGAUCAGCCAGAAGUGUCCCAGCAAGUCCAACCUGACCUCAGUUCUCAAGAGCCCACUUGCACAGAGGCUGGAGGCCAGAUCUCUGAUGAAGCCAAGACAGGCCCUGAAGGAGAUGGGCAGUUUUUAUCUCACAGCCAGAGGGAUGCUCAGACCCUGCAGGAUCUAGUUGAGUUGGCCAGAGAAGGACUUACCCUUACUCAGUGGAAGCUUGAUGCUGCCCACAUUCGGGCAGCAGAGCAGCCUGGAAAAGAACUGACUUCCAGUGAGAUUCCAUGUAGUGGCUUUGUGCCCCCAUCCAAAGAGAAGAACCUCCUGUCGAGCAGCUGUAAAAGAUCCCCUCUGAAGUUGCUGGCUGAAGAGUUUGGUGCAAUGGUCAACAACCCCCACUUAAGUGAUGUCCAGUUUCAGGUGGACUCUGGGGAAGUCCUUUAUGCCCACAUGUUUGUGUUGUAUGCACGGUGUCCACAGGCUGUUCAGGUGGUUCACAGCGAAGGGUUCUUGGUGGAGGAGGAUGGGAACGCGCAGACAUGCAGGGUGCUGCUGAGCGAGGUGACAGCAGAGGCAGUUUGUGCCUUCCUGCAGUACCUCUAUGCUGCUGAUGCUGCCAUCCCUGCUGGGCUACUGCCCCAGGUCAGGGCUCUGGCUGCCAGGUUUGAUGUGAGGGACCUAAUGGCAAUGUGUGAGAACAACGCUGGAGAGAGUCAGAUGUCUUCUGGAGUGGAUUCGGAAGAUGAUCUUAUCUCUGUGAGGGAUGACAAUGAUUGUGAGGACAGAGCUGAGAAUUUCCAAGACCUCUUGAAGUCAGUAUGGGUGGGUGAAUGUGAGGAUGAAGAACCAAUGCUGAGCCCUGAAUGCCAGAGGGAAGAUGACAAUGGGGUGGGUGAACAGGAGCUGGAAGAAAUCUAUGAGUUUGCUGCAACUCAGAGAAAGAUGGCUCAAGGUGAAACAAAAGUGAAUGAGGAAACAGACUCCAGCAUCUGCAGUGAUACUGAGACAGCCCAAGGUACAAGCCAGCAAACUAAGGAGGAAGAGGUGAAGAGAUCUGAAUCUGCUUUGGUAAGCAACAGCUCCAAAGAUGACAAUGAUGUGGAAAGAUCUCAAUGUGACUUGUCUUCACAAGAAAAGAAAAUGCAGAACAUAAAUAGGAGCAGUAGCAUGAGUGAUCCACAGACCACUUUUGUGCCUCACCACACUGAACCUGGGAAAUGGGACAGAGCAUGCCAUGGUGCCACUGCUAAUGAAGGAGAGCCUGCUAGGAGAUGUGAGGAUGUGAAGGAUUCCAAGUCAUCUCAGGUCUCACGUGAUGAGGCAGAUCACUGUGAAAAAGACUUUCCUGGCUUCCAGGGUGAUACUAAUAGAAAUGGAAGUUAUGAACCCUUGUUUUCUGUAACUCAGAUUGAUUACUGUGAGCCUUCCCCAGUGAAAGAAGUUGCCAAAGAAUCAGGAAAGGCUCCUAGUGAAAACCAUGUUGAUGUUAAUGAUUUACUUCUCUCCAGCAAGUCACAAAAAGACUUCUCUCCAUGUAGGAAUGAUUUUUAUGGGAGUCCUCCUCCCAAACCUUACAUACCCAUUUUCCCUGCGGUUGGUUCCUCACCUGCAACUCCAGCGUCAGAGAGAAAGUUUGCCAGAGCAGAUGCGUCAACACCAGAGCAAAGUAAAGUGGAAAUACCAUUCCCAUCAGAUGAAAUGCACUUGCAGAAAGCCAACGACCUGGAUACUGCAUCAAGAAAGGAGAAACCAGUUUCUUCAGCAGAGCUUCCCCAUAUUGUUUUUAAUAAGCAUACAGAUGUCCCAGUGUUGUCAUCACCAGUCAGCAGAGCUCAGGGUGCUGCAGCUCAGAGGAACAAGGAGGGUGAUGUUAUUGUUUUAUCUUCUGAAGAUGAAAUGGAGUUAGAACAAGACGAGAGAUCACCAGAGUCAAGCUCUGCUCUGAAAAAUACAGAAGUCCCUGAGCAGCUGAAAUCUACAAACAUAGAACAAGGUCCUGAGAUAUCAGAACCUGAACAUAACUCAUCAGUCACUGAAACAGACCAGAGAUCAACUCAGGUCUCAUGUGGCAUUACAGCUACAGUGCAGAUAAGUAAUUGUGUAAAGAUGUCCACUGAAUUGUCUCUCAGCAGACAAACAGAUGCUUGUAUGGAGAGCAAACAGAGUCCGGACCUGAGCCCUGAAGAAAGGCUUGAUCAUGAAAUGUCUUCAAGGACAGACAGCUCCUGGCUAGUGCCAGACACACCGGCUCUGAGCAAAAACAGAAGUUUCUCAACACAGACUGAGGUCUCAAGUAUUCAUUCUAUAAAGGGUCCAGGAUAUAAACUCAGCACAAAGGACUUGGCAGCAGGUAGUAUUAAACAUGAAAUGACUGGGGAUUUAAUAGAAGUUGGUGAAGUGUCAUCGUCAGACAAACAUCUGCCUGUAGAGAACUUGGUUGGUGUAAGCAGCCUGCCCAGCAGCCCAGCAGCAGGAUCAGUUCCCCAGUACUCCCCAGCAGUUUCUCCAGUGAACACAGCUCUCCUCUCCCCUGGCCACACCAACACACAAAGCAAACGUGCAAAAGCAAAGAUGUCACUUUUAUCCAACUCUGUGCCUCUGUGCCAUGAGCAGUCCUUGGAAGAUCAAACAAACAUCAGUGUGGUUGUGGUAGAGGACAGUGAAAAGGAAGUGAGUUUGCCCUCUGUGAGCAGCAGCGUCCUGCUUUGCAACGAGCCCCCACUCCCCAUGGAGGACUGCUGGCAUGUUGAGGAUCUGUCACCAGUCAGAGGUGGCAGCCUGGAGCCCAACCAGGGCAGCCAUGCAAAGACCAGUACUGCCAGCAGCCCCAGGCCUGGCUCUUGGCAUGACCACUGGGAGAGCCCAGGUCAUGUGCAGGAGAUUAAGGGCAGUACCCCUCUUCAAAGAAGUCCUGCUGGCAGAACUACUUUGCUCUCUCCUGGAAAGAGUCCUAUUGAGGGAUGUUCGUCAGUGGGUGGUAGACCAAGUUAUCUGAACUCCAAAAUCUGGGAUGACUGGAAUGGAGAAGAGGAAGAUAACUUUCCAGAGGUCCUUCCUCUGUCUCAGAGGUUGACAGCUGCAGCAGGUGCCUGUUGGACAGACCCUGUAAAGACUCCUGAACCUUCCUGUCAGGAGAAUGAGAAUUCUCCCAGCACUCCAAUGACACCAAUGCCAGCUUACUCCAUCAUGGAGACCCCACAACUGAAGAAGGAGUUGAGCAGAUUUGGAGUCCGUGCUCUCCCCAAACGCCAGAUGGUGUUGAAGCUGAAGGAGAUAUUCCACUAUACCCACCAGGACGUGGACUCUGACUUCGAGGAUGGAGUCCCCUUGUCCCAGCCUCCCCCAAAGAAGUCCCCAGCCAAGCGCUGUCGGCAGUCCAAGGCAGGGCAGGCUGCAGGUGGAAAGCGUGCUGGUGCCUCCAGGGCUGUGGGCAAAAGGAAGCAGGUUGCUACAGCUUCUUCAGAGGUCCCUGUAGGGAUGGAUGGUGAUGACCGUGUUGGAGCCAGUGAAAGAGACUGUGCGGCACCCAAGGAGAGAAGUAAAAUGCCGUGUCACCCAGAAGGAGCUAAAGAGCAGGAAAGGUUGUCUGUGUCUCCAGAGAGAUGGUCUCUGGAAGAUGAUGGUGAGGAACCGAUGCCCUCAUCUCAGCAGUCCACAGUUUCUUCACUCAGUGGAAGUGACAUCUCUUUUGGUUCACAGAGUUCUUGGAUGAAUGGAUUUGAAACCUGUGCUUUCGCAUCAGAGGAGGAGGAAGAGGAAGAAGAGUUCUCAGCCUCCCAGGCAGCUGCUCGGGAAGAGGAAAAGCUGGAGGCAGUGAGGUGCUACAUCCGUUCAAACACAGCCCUGUACCACAAGGUUCUCUUCUAUGAACCAAUCGAGCUGGCUGAGCUGCACACAGAGCUGAAACAGAACGGCAUUAAAAUCUCCAGGGCGAAGCUGCUGGAUUUCUUGGAUGCUCAGUGCAUCACCUUUACUACAGCCAAAGCUCGGAAAGAGAAGGAACAGAAAAGAAAGGGGAACAAAAAACAGAGGAGACGAUACUGA